This is a messenger RNA of Symbiodinium pilosum, 1032 nucleotides long. The record is from the annotation of a GenBank genome assembly. NCBI's taxonomy places the organism in Eukaryota, Dinophyceae, Suessiales, Symbiodiniaceae.
AUGCUUUCCUUCCACACCGAUCCAUGCGCAGACUUUCAGCGUGGCUUCUGCGCCAAGCACGGCGCGCGGGGCAAGGCACAUCAGUGCCGUGGAUACCACUUUGAUUCGCAGCGACGGCGGAAGCCAGUGGAUCCCACCACCGGCCAAUUGGCGUACUGGGAAACUGCCUGCCCAUCCUGGGGUAUUGAGAUGGGCUUCUGUUGCAUGGCUGGAGAUAGUUGUCCUUUCGCUCACGGUCGAGAAGAGGUUUCCUAUCAUCCUGCCAAAUACAAGACGCGGCCUUGCAAUGGCACUGAUUGUCGUGGAGAGGGUGCGUGCUGCUUUGCUCAUGAUGACACUGAGAUGAGGCAAGGCGCCCCAGGGCGAUACUCGUACUUCACACUGGCAUCGUCCAAGCUUCGUGGCAGCGGUCCGCGCGUCCCAAUCGACUUGUCAAGGCGCGGUUCCACAGACCCGGGCGGGCGGCCAGGUGGAAUUUCGAACCCCAAAGUCCGCUUCUGUGCCUACUAUCCGCAUGUUGGUCAAUGCCGGCGGGGCUCCUCUUGCUCCUUUGCGCAUGCUCGGGAGGAGGUUCAGAUACCGCUCCUCUCGGUUGAGGAAGAGGAGCAUGAGGAGAGCGCGAUGACCCCGGACUUCUUUACCAGGAAGUUCAAGACGAUGUGGUGCCCCAUCGGCGCCCAGCAUGACUGGCAAAUAUGCGUCUACGCGCACACUUAUCAGGAUGCCAGGCGCCAGCCAUCCAUCGGAUAUGGACCGCAGCCGUGUCCCUUCUGGGGGAAGAAGGACACGCGAGUCGCAUAUUCGCAGCGCUGUCCCUUGGGCCUGCGUUGUCCAUAUGCUCACGGUGCCAAGGAACAACUUUACCAUCCAAAGUAUUUCAGGACGGUGACUUGCCGCGACAUGCAGAUGAAGGGGUGCCCAAGACAACGACUCUGUGCCUUCUAUCAUCGCAGAUCAGAGCAUCGGAAGUGCUUAGCCUCAGCACGUGUGCUGCUGCUGCUGCUGCCGCUGCGCUGCCCACUUAGGCUGUAA